GACCCAGAGAGGUGGAGUCAGAGAAUCCAAACCCAGGGUAAAUAAAGGGAGUGUCAUCCCGGUCCAAGGCCCCUGGGACCUAGAGACUCCCGCCUCCCCGAGGCCCCACAACAGAGUGCUGAGUCACGCUGACUGACGGCCGGCGCUCUGCAAAACCUGCCUGUGCUGUGUCCCUGACGCUGCGGAGACUCGACAGCGGCCGCGGUUUCCCUCCUGGGCCUGAGCUACAGCGGACUCCCCACCAGAACGUUCUUUAUAGACUUCAAAAUGGGAUCCUCUAAGAAGGUUACUCUCUCAGUGCUGAGCCGGGAGCAGUCAGAGGGGGUUGGAGCGCGGGUCCGCAGAAGCAUUGGCAGACCUGAGUUGAAAAAUCUGGAUCCAUUUUUACUGUUUGAUGAGUUUAAAGGAGGAAGGCCGGGAGGGUUUCCUGAUCACCCACACCGAGGUUUUGAAACAGUAUCUUACCUUCUGGAAGGGGGCAGCAUGGCCCAUGAAGACUUCUGCGGGCAUGUUGGUAAAAUGAACCCAGGAGACCUACAGUGGAUGACUGCAGGCCGGGGCAUUCUGCAUGCCGAGAUGCCCUGCUCAGAGGAGCCAGCCCAUGGCUUACAGCUGUGGGUGAAUCUGAGACGCUCAGAAAAGAUGGUGGAGCCUCAAUACCAGGAACUGAAAAGUGAAGAGAUCCCAAAACCCACCAAGGAUGGUGUGACAGUCGCUGUCAUUUCAGGAGAAGCCUUGGGGAUAAAGAAGAUGGAGAUUUUUCUCUUUGUCUGGAACAUCUGUAUCUUUGUGGGAAGGAUGCUGACUCAAAGAGGGAAGACACCAAACUCCAGUUACACAAUGAACCUGUUCCUGGUUAACUUUCAGUCUAAGGUUUAUACACGCACACCAACCUUAUAUCUGGACUUCAAGUUGGACCAAGGAGCAAAGCAUUCCCAGCCUAUUCCUAAAGGAUGGACAAGCUUCAUUUACACCAUCUCUGGAGAUGUAUAUAUUGGACCUGAUGGUGCUCAGCAAAAGAUAGAACCCCAUCACACAGCGGUGCUUGGAGAAGGUGACAGUGUCCAGGUGGAAAAUAAGGACCCCCAAAAAAGCCAUUUUGUCUUAAUUGCUGGGGAGCCAUUAAGAGAACCAGUUGUCCAACAUGGUCCAUUUGUGAUGAACACCAAUGAAGAAAUUUCUGAGGCCAUUCUUGAUUUCAGGAAUGCAAAAAAUGGUUUUGAGGGGGCCAAAACCUGGAAGUCAAAGAUUGGAAACCUGUGAAGUGCUGAAAUUCUGCCAUUUGGAUGGACUGGCCAUUCAGUAUAUUCAAUUUCCAAAGCUGGUUUAGCUGAUGCUUCUAAAGAAUUUUACAUUUAGCUGGGUGGUGGUGGCUCAUGCCUUUAAUCCCAGUACUUGGGAAGCAGAGACAUGCAGAUCUCUGAGUUUGAAGCCAGCCUGGUCUACAGGCCAGUUCCAAGACAGCCAGGGCUACGCAGAGAAAUCCUGUCUUGAAAACCCAAAAGUAAAAAAUAAAAAAGAAUUCCACAUUAAAAUGAAAAGGUGGUUUUUGUAGUGAGUCAUCAGGAUGCAUUAUAUACAUGUAUGAAAUUGUCAAAGAACAGAUUUAACUAUUUUAAAAAGGCAAAGUACAAACAAUAAAAAUGGUAGUAGUACAUGCAAAUAAUUCUAAUUGUUACCUCUUUAAAAAUCAAUGUUCUUCCUUUUGAUGGAAAUUAUUAAGCUAUUAAAAACAAUUGCUUAUGUA
This is a messenger RNA of Peromyscus maniculatus bairdii (prairie deer mouse), 1747 nucleotides long. It is a transcript of the gene Pir, whose product is annotated as pirin. Gene Ontology annotation, cellular component: nucleus. Gene Ontology annotation, biological process: monocyte differentiation. Lineage: Eukaryota; Metazoa; Chordata; Mammalia; Rodentia; Cricetidae. Gene Ontology annotation, molecular function: quercetin 2,3-dioxygenase activity. The record is from RefSeq and is a predicted model, not a curated record.